UCUUCUUCUUCUUCUUCUUCUUCUUCUGUAAACAGUAGAAUGCAGCGGGAGUUGCUGUCCAGGAAGGCUGCAUGCAACGCCCACGGCCAGGACUCGUCUUACUUCUUGGGAUGGCAGGAGUACGAGAACGACCCUUACGAUCCGAUCUCCAACCCGAAAGGGAUGAUCCAAAUGGGCCUCGCAGAGAACCAGCUCUGCUUUGACCUGAUCGAGACGUGGCUGGAGAAGCACCCUCAGGCAGGAGGAUUCAAGAGGGACGACGGCAAAAGGAUAUUCCAGGAGCUUGCUCUGUUCCAGGACUACCACGGCUUGCCUGCCUUCAAGAAUGCAUUAGCCAAGUACAUGGCGGAAGUGAGAGGAAACGGAGUGAGGUUCGACCCCAGCAAGCUCGUGCUCACUGCCGGUGCAACUUCUGCCAACGAGAUCUUGAUGUUCUGCCUCGCUGAACCUGGUGAAGCUUUCCUUGUGCCAACUCCUUACUAUCCAGGGUUCGAUCGGGAUCUGAAAUGGAGAACCGGAGUGGAGAUCGUCCCCGUCCUCUGUUCCAGUUCCAACGGCUUCCGCAUCACCCGGGCGGCCCUCGACGCCGCCUGCCGCCGUGCGCAGGAGCGGCGCCUCCGCGUGAAGGGCGUCCUCGUCACCAACCCCUCUAACCCGCUCGGCACUGCCCUCGCCUGCGGCGAGAUCGACGCCCUCCUCGACUUCGUCUCCUCCCGAGACGAUCUCCACCUCGUCAGCGACGAAAUCUACGCCGGCGCUGCACCGGAGGGCUUCGUCAGCGUCGCCGAGGUGGCGGCGGCCUCCGCGUCCACCGCCGGCCGCGUCCACAUUGUGUGCAGCCUCUCCAAGGACCUCGGCCUCCCCGGGUUCCGAGUCGGGGCGAUAUACUCCGAAGACGAAGGCGUGGUGUCGGCGGCCACCAAGAUGUCGAGCUUUGGGCUGGUUUCUUCGCAGACGCAGUACCUGCUGGCGGCUCUGCUGGGGGACGGCGAGUUCACCGGGAGGUACAUUGCGGAGAACCAGAGGCGGCUGAGGGAGCGGCGGCGGAGGCUGGUGCAGGGGCUGGAGGCGAUGGGUAUCGGGUGCCUGGAAGGCGGAGCCGGUUUAUUCUGCUGGGUCGACAUGCGUCACCUGCUGAGGUCGACUACAUUUGAAGCCGAGAUGGAGAUAUGGAAGAAGAUAGUGUACCAAGUGAGGCUCAACAUCUCGCCGGGCUCUUCUUGCCAUUGCGAUGAGCCAGGGUGGUUCCGAAUUUGCUUCGCAAACACUUCAGAAGAAACCCUAGAAAUAGCUUUAGAUAGGCUAAAAAUUUUUAUAGACUCCUACCAAAGCAGUGACACAAAGGGACAUAACACCUCAAGGGAGUUCAUCAAAUGGGUGUCUCAUUUUUCGUCCUCCGAGUUCAAGUCCGAACGAUGAUUAUAAACUAAAGAAAAUUUAAAAUCCACCCUAAACACUUUAUUUACUAUGUAAACACAUCUCAUAAGAUUUUAAAGCUAGUCAUUGUUUUAUGUCCUUUUCUUUUUUGCCUUGAACCACUGUAAUCAACUUGG
Zingiber officinale is the source of this 1553-nucleotide messenger RNA. RefSeq names its product 1-aminocyclopropane-1-carboxylate synthase 1-like. The transcript has 5 exons. Gene Ontology annotation, molecular function: pyridoxal phosphate binding; transaminase activity. The coding region runs from base 40 to 1419 and encodes 459 amino acids. Lineage: Eukaryota; Viridiplantae; Streptophyta; Magnoliopsida; Zingiberales; Zingiberaceae. Gene Ontology annotation, biological process: amino acid metabolic process; biosynthetic process. The record is from RefSeq and is a predicted model, not a curated record.